UAACCUUACUUUUUCGUUUUCAAUAAACCCUGGCAAUUUUGCAAAAGUGGAACUCAAUUUCGAUUCAAACAAAUAGUAUUGAUAAUGUGGCCGGUAAUUUACACUUUUUUAAGAACCUACGCCCCAUAUGUCACCCUACCCUUUGCAGGUCUCGUUGGAGUAAUUGGAUAUAAUUUGGAAAAUAUCUUGUCGGAUAAAUACACACCUUAUAACAAAUCCAUAUCGGAACAAAGAAAGGAGAGACUAUUAGACGAAGAAAAAUUGAAAAAUGCUGAAAAUGUAGAAAAACUUAAGUACCAGGCCAACGUAUUGGGACAAAACUUAUCCCCAUCUCUGUCCUAAAUUAGUUAAGUGAUUUUCUUAUGUGAUAUGUUCGAUUUAAUGUUAUUAAUAAUAAUUACUUUUAAAUAAAAAAUAUAAUUCAUUA
Messenger RNA from Anthonomus grandis grandis, 427 nucleotides. RefSeq names its product small integral membrane protein 12. The transcript is spliced from 2 exons. The record is from RefSeq and is a predicted model, not a curated record. Bases 85 to 342 code for a protein of 85 amino acids. Lineage: Eukaryota; Metazoa; Arthropoda; Insecta; Coleoptera; Curculionidae.